UCACGUGAUGAGGUUGGAUGUAUGAAAAUAUUUUAGACUCGUCUCGGAAGAAUUAAACAAACUUUCUCGAUUUAAUUAAAGUUAUGAAGGAGUCAUGAUGGUAAAUAUAGAAAAUACAUCAGAUGAAGGGAGUAUUUUGCGCAAGAUGGGAGACGACUGUGUAGUUUAUCAUUCUUCAGUCACUUUCCAAGACUAUUUGGAUGAUAGCCUGGAAUCUUUCACCGAUCGAAUCUUCGAUAAUGAAAGAAUCAGAAACGAUGUCGAUCAUUUCGAUCAGAACCUUAAUAGUAAGGUUGAUAACAACGUGGAAGAACAAGAAAAUGCCGGAUAUAUUCAGCAUACCAUAUCUGCUGAUCAGAUAUGCAUGCAGAUUAAUCCUGGUAAUGUUCCCAUGCCAAAGAAUCCUUCUCAUGCAAUAUUAACAAUAGAAAGUAGAAACCAAGAAACAAAAAAGAAAGAAAUUAAAAGAUUUCGUUGUGAUUAUGAGGGAUGUUCACGUACUUACAGCACUGCUGGGAAUCUCAAGACUCAUCAGAAAACUCAUACUGGUGAAUAUACAUUUGUUUGUGCAGAAGAAGGAUGUGGGAAAUCCUUUCUUACUUCAUACAGCCUGAAAAUUCAUGUUAGAGUUCAUACAAAAGAAAAGCCAUUUGAAUGUGAUGUAACUGGUUGUGAAAAAGCAUUUAAUACAUUGUACAGGCUAAAAGCUCAUCAAAGGCUUCAUACUGGUAAAACUUUCAACUGUUCUCAAGAAGGUUGUCUCAAGUUUUUUACAACUCUUAGUGAUUUAAGAAAGCAUAAUCGUACUCAUACAGGAGAGAAACCAUUCAGAUGUGAAGAAAAUGGAUGUGGUAAAUCAUUUGCAGCAAAUCAUCAUCUAAAAACUCACAUAAGAACUCAUACAGGUGAAAAACCUUAUUCAUGUACACAGGGUGGAUGCCAAAAAUCAUUUUCUACACAAUAUAGUUUAAAAACACAUAUGAAUAAACAUGAUAGACUUCAAGAUUCAAAUGAGACAGAAAUUAGUAAAGAAAGUCCUCUUACUACAGAAGAACUUAGCACAAGUGCACAAGUUUUACUAUCUUCUAUGUGCAACAACAAAACAAAGAGUGACACUUCACAAUCAAUGAUAAAUAUCCCUCUCUCAGCUCUCAAUGUAGAUGCAACUGUUUCAGAAGGAGUAACAGCAUAUGCAUUGAUUCCAUUGGGAAAUGUUAAUCUAGUAAAACCAUCAAAUGGUUUAGAAGAAGUACAGUCAAAUAAUUCAUCUAUGACUAGAUUAUUUUUACCACCGAAUGUAACUUUUAAUGCUUCUCAGUUAGAAAACAUGAAUAGUGUUCAACUAGUACCAGCUACAAACUUUAUAGAUAGCAUUGACAAUUCCCAAAUUACUUCUAACAUCCAACAGCUGGAAAUAAAUCAGUUAACAGCUUCUGAAAGCCAGAACAACCAGGAGAAAGACAAUGUAGACAUCAUCAGUGCUUCAGUAAUCGAAGCAGAAAUCUGUAAAUGUGAACCAUCUGCUUGUCAAAAAGAUGGAAAGGGAUGUUGUUCGGGAUGCCCCUCCGAAAAUGAUUGUGUGGAAGGAAUUCCACUAAAUGUGGAAAAUUCGGGCAAUUACGACAAAAUUCAACAAACUGUCUCUUCAUUUCCAGGAUAUAUCACAAAUAUUUUAGAUGUUCCUGGAAGUCAGGUGCUUGCUUCUCUGGAUGAAGAUAUCUGUAAUUCCAAUGAAGAUAUUUUAAAUCAAGAAUUGCUGUUUGAAGCUUGAAUGUGCUUUUCUUUCCACAAAAUUUAAGUUGAAUUUUUGUAUAAUUUUUUUUCAUUUAAUAGCUUAGUUUUAUUCAAAUAAAGAAACAUUUUGUAUUUAACUAACAUAAGAUCAUGCAUGUUUAACAAAAUAUUAACACAUUUGUUGAUGAGAAAGAGCCAAUUCACAAUCUAAAUAUAAAAUUCCAAAAGGAAUAAGCUUAUGUAAAAUGUAAAAUUUACAUAAUUACAUGUAUAAGUUAGUUUGUAAGAUGAUGGCUCUAUUCAAGUUAAUACAAAAAAGAAAAAAAAAAGAAAAACCGUCCAGUAUUUGAUUUUUGUAAGUCAUUACAAAAGCUAAAUGUUCUACCAAGUAGCUUAUUGUUUAUUUGAAAAAUAAUGCAAUAUAUAUAUAUAUACAUACAUACAAGAGGAUGCUCUAUAAACUUGCAAGGAGUGAUUACAGAACUAAAUUUUAGAAUAAAUCAUGGUUUAAAUUCACCUCUGUCCAGAUUAUGACCAUAGCUUUUGAAAUGGCUGAUGAGAGUUUGAUGAUUAACAACAGUUAUUUGUUUGCAUAAAGGAAAGAUUAAAUGACUGAGGCUUAACCUGUGAUUUAGGCUAGACUUUGUUUCUGCAAUUGUUCUAAACAGUUUUAAAUUUUUAACAAUUUCUAAAGGAGAAAUUUAAAAAUGUUAUGGAAAAGGUUAUCCUCAAAUUAUGCUGAGAGCACAAUUUUAUCCAAAUUUUUUUCAAAAGAAAUUUUGCCAAAUGUCUUAUAUUUAUAAGUAUUUUGAACAUGCUAGAAUAGUCAUAUACCAUGUUUUCUUGAUUCUGAUAUGCCAUUUGCCAUUGAAUUGAAUAUGCAUCCAAGUUUUGACAUACUUGAAAAAAGUUAUAGGGCAUGCAUUACAUUUGCAAGUUAUCAAAAACACAGUUGGAAAAAGUUAAUGCUUCAUGAUGUCCACAUUUUUGGAUGUAUUCAUUUAUGACUCCCUUAUCAAGUACAGAAAUUUAGUAUAUAAAAAUAUUUUUACACACUAAAUUUGAUGUAGACAUUAAGAAAUCAAGUCAAAAAUUAUCAUACAAUCAACAUUUUAAUAUUUUGUGUUGGUAUGCACAAACAAAAUUUAUCUGAUAUGUACAGUAUAUAGCAUCACAUUGAAAUAUUGUGUACAUGUUUUUGGCAUGGUGGAAAACUCAGCUUAAAUACAGCUUUUUAAGCAAUUUGUCUGCUAGACAUCAUUCACUCAGCUUGCUACACUUCAAAAGACCAAAACUAUUCCAAAACCAAAAUUAAAACUGAAGUAGUGGGAGAGAUAUAUAUUACAAUGUCAAUGUAGAUGUGAUAUACAUGAAUUGCCAAGCAGAGUGAAGAGCAAAUGACACUGCAUUAAAUCAACUUUGUGCCCAAUUCUAAUGCACCCUUCAAUCUUUUGAGACCGAGAAAAAUGUAAAAAAGAUGCAGAUAGAAUUGAGAAAGCAUGGUAUUAUAGUAACAUUUUAUACAGAUGAAAACUUAUGUGGCAAUUUGAAAAUUAUGUUGAUGUCAUUUUUCAGCAAAGUAUUAUGAGAUUUUUUUGUCUAAUGAGAAAUUACUCUCCAUAUCCAAUUAUUGUUCUUCCAUGUUAAUAUUAGUAUAUGAAUAUAUCUGUGAUAAUAAAUUAGUUUUGUCAAUAUUUGAAAUGACUAGUUUUGUCUCUCUAUAUCCAUAU
This is a messenger RNA of Centruroides sculpturatus (bark scorpion), 3464 nucleotides long. Its product is annotated as zinc finger and BTB domain-containing protein 24-like. NCBI's taxonomy places the organism in Eukaryota, Metazoa, Arthropoda, Arachnida, Scorpiones, Buthidae. Gene Ontology annotation, biological process: regulation of transcription by RNA polymerase II. The transcript has 8 exons. Gene Ontology annotation, cellular component: nucleus. The coding region runs from base 95 to 1771 and encodes 558 amino acids. The record is from RefSeq and is a predicted model, not a curated record.